Messenger RNA from Cooperia oncophora, 1701 nucleotides. Lineage: Eukaryota; Metazoa; Nematoda; Chromadorea; Rhabditida; Trichostrongylidae. The record is from the annotation of a GenBank genome assembly.
AUGUGGUGGAACAUUCAAGACCCAGAUCGAAUUGUUUCAUCUGGCAAAGACGGACUAUUAGUGCUUCAUCAUAUGGAUCAGAAGCAGUCCCCGUUGUCGUACGCCUGUGAUAUGGCGCUAGACCUUGCUCCUGAUGGUUUAGUUGGAGUUGCUGCAAAUUCUCACAUUCCGAUAAUAAGCAUCAAGAGCUGUAUAUGGCAAGAAAGACAACCGUAUGACCCUUUCCGCACUCCUGUGCGUAGCCAACUUUCAUGCGGAUUGCCAGAUAACGCCAUGAAUACUCUGCAACCGUCGGCAUUUUAUAAGUUGGCUGAGAAAUAUUUGGCUGGAGGUCGCCCAUUGCGCACUUUAUGUAAUCACAAUGCGAAUCUGGCCAUGCAUCUGGGACAGUCUAGUGUUGCUCAAACUUGGCGAUUAGUCGGAGCCCUUUUGGAACAAACAGGCCUGCAGAAGGUCUACGAUCAGGAUGCCAGGGAGGCUGUGACUGCAUACAAAGAGAAAUAUGACAAAUAUGUGAGUGAAAUGGAGCGACAUGGCAAGAAAGUGCCCGAACCUCCUCAUACAUUAGCCGUAAUGCCAACUCAUCUCACACGAUUUUCAGGGAAUCAUUCUAGAUUGUAUCGAAAAGAAGCGCGUCUUCCAUCUAAUGUCGAUCAGAAGUACUCCGAAUUUACCCCAAGCAGCAUAGCAUCUGGAGAUUUUUAUUUUGGUGCUGGUGAGCUAACGAAGACAACGAUAGAAAAGGGAAUCGAAAAUCCACACUACAACGACUUCACAGGUUUGAAGGAUGAGGCAUUUGCGCUGAAACCAGACCUGACGAAAUCGAUGUUUAUGUCGAUGACAACGUCGGAUGAUGACGGGCACCUGGAGAAGGAACAUAUUGCGCGGAUGAACUGGAAUCCAAUGCAAGAAGUAGCUAGGCUGCUCCAUUACCAUGCUGAUCAGGGUGAUAUGCAAACAUGUGCAACCCUUGCACUCGUCUGUGGACGACGCCUGUCGGAUGUUGUAGAUGACUUUACGGUGGAGUCGCAUGUUGGAUCAGCUGGAACUUCAUACAGCAAUAGCAGCUGUGAAGAAAAUAUUCUUGGAUCAAAAGAGUUAACCAGCGGGAACUCAUUUUCGUCUUUCUCAUCGCGGAUGUACUGGUCAAGCGUUGAAGUGUCGAUGCGUCAAGUGUUAUGCUGUCUGUGGUGGAACGUUGAAGGACCACUAUUGAAAAUGAACUGGUUCUGUCGCAAAUGUCACCAUGCUGGACAUCCACAUCAUAUAUUGGAAUGGUUUACGACUGAACGUACUUGCCCUGUUGGUGACUGCUCGUGCGAAUGUGGAGCGGCCGUUGUGCAAAGUCCUGAGAAAAGGAAAGUAGUAAUACCCAAAAGGACUCGUCGUGAUUUACUGCGGAAGCGCGAAACUAACUGUUACCAGCCCUCGACAUCGUCAGUUCAAGUUCAGUAUGAAAGCUCAUCGGAAGAAGACAGUGAUAGUACUUUCAAGGUUGACGACGUGGCCGAGAACACGUCCAUGGCGCGAUUCUGCAUUGGAAAGAUGCCACUGGAUACGUUGAAAUCCGGCUCUUCUCAGUCACCUGGUAGAGAAGAGAAGCCGGAACAAGAGAGAAGUUCAACGCUACCGAUUGAACAUGACCUUCAAGAGGUAUGUCACAUUCGGUUAUACCGUACUUAUUGCAUAGUAGGCAUUUGA